CGGAAUCUCUAGAAAGUCAUUUUUGAUCCUUUGAACUCCUUCCACAAUUACACAAUACGUCGCUCUCAAUCUCAGUCAACAAACAAGUCCUACAGACACCACACACUUCAACACUUAUCUUUACUUCUGAGUUCUGUCUUAAAUUGAAUCUUCCUCUUCUUCUUUAACAACCAAAAAAGGAAUCUUGAAAAAAAAAAAACAGAAACAUGACAGAAGAAAUCGAUCGUGUGAACGAACUUACAAAUUUUAUCUCAACGAAGACAGGAGUCAAAGGACUCGUCGAUGCCGAAAUAACCAAAGUUCCUCGAAUCUUCCAUGUCCCUUCUUCAACUUUAUCUAACAACAGACCUUCCGAUAUCACCGGCUUAAACCUCACCGUCCCAAUCAUCGACCUCGGAUAUGGUAACACAUCUGCAAGAAACGUUGUCGUUUCGAAGAUUAAAGACGCAGCUGAGAAGUGGGGAUUUUUCCAAGUGAUAAAUCAUGGUGUUCCUUUAACUGUUCUUGAAGAGAUCAAAGAAAGUGUUCGAAGGUUUCAUGAAGAAGAUCCAGAGGUCAAGAAUCAAUAUCUUCCUACCGAUAUCAUCAACAAGAGAUUUGUUUAUAACAAUAAUUUCGAUCUCUAUCAUUCUUCUCCUAUGAAUUGGAGAGACUCUUUCACUUGUUAUAUUGCUCCAGAUCCUCCAAAUCCAGAGGAAAUUCCACUAGCUUGCAGGAGUGCGGUGAUCGAAUACACGAAGCAUGUAAUGGAAUUGGGAGCUUGCUCUUCCAAAUUCUCUCAAAAGCUCUAGGUUUAGACUCCGAGAUCCUUAAGAGGAUGGAUUGUCCUU
Arabidopsis lyrata subsp. lyrata is the source of this 830-nucleotide messenger RNA. RefSeq names its product 1-aminocyclopropane-1-carboxylate oxidase homolog 10. Bases 207 to 791 code for a protein of 194 amino acids. The record is from RefSeq and is a predicted model, not a curated record. The transcript is spliced from 2 exons. NCBI's taxonomy places the organism in Eukaryota, Viridiplantae, Streptophyta, Magnoliopsida, Brassicales, Brassicaceae.